Lotus japonicus is the source of this 1233-nucleotide messenger RNA. RefSeq names its product NDR1/HIN1-like protein 1. Bases 338 to 970 code for a protein of 210 amino acids. The record is from RefSeq and is a predicted model, not a curated record. Gene Ontology annotation, biological process: defense response to other organism. NCBI's taxonomy places the organism in Eukaryota, Viridiplantae, Streptophyta, Magnoliopsida, Fabales, Fabaceae. The transcript has a single exon.
UCCACAAACAGUUAUACCAAAUACCAAUACCAAAUUAGUAACUAAAAAUGUAAAUUUCCAAUUUCACCGAUCAUCGACAUACUAUAUGUCUUUAUCUAUCAGUCCAGCAAAGCAGCCUCCACCAUUCAAAUUCAUUCACACAUAACCUGUAACACCAUCUUAUCAUCAUCCCAUCCCCUUCAAUAAAACAGUUCAUCAUGUGAACAAAAUUCACACCAAUUAGCAUCAACCACACGGAACCUCCUCAUAAUAAUUCUCCUCCAAACUCUUACUUCACUUCACUCUCCAUACUUGACUUGAAUAACUUCACAACCACCACCACCAACACCACCACAACAUGUCGAUGAAGGAGUGCGAUCAUCACAAGGGAGCGAAGAGGAGGGCCUUCCGCCGCGUAUUCUGCUGCAUCGUGGUCUUCCUCUUCAUCGUCCUUGUGACAAUCCUCCUCAUAUGGGCAAUCUUACGGCCAACAAAACCCACCUUCAUCCUCCAAGACGUAACCGUCUACGCCUUCAACGCCACCGUACCGAACUUCCUAACCACCAACUUCCAAGUCACGUUAACCUCACGCAACCCCAACGAACACAUCGGAGUCUACUACGACCGCCUCAGCACCUACGUCACUUACCGGAGCCAGCAGGUGACCUACCGGACCGCCAUCCCGCCGUCGUACCAGGGCCACAAAGAGUUCGACGUUUGGUCGCCGUUUGUGUCCGGUAACAGCGUCCCCGUCGCGCCGUUUAAUUUUGUUGGGCUUGGGCAGGACCAGGCUAACGGCAAUGUUUUCAUCACCGUUAAAGUUGACGGCAGGGUCCGGUGGAAGGUUGGUGCGUUUGUUUCCGGCCGUUAUCAUCUCUAUGUGCGGUGUCCGGCGUAUAUCUCACUUGGGUCGCGCGGUAACGGCGUCUUUGUCGGAGAAAAUAACGCCGUUAAGUAUCAGGUGGUCCAGCGCUGCUCCGUUAGCGUUUGAAUAUUCUUGAUCUGAUUUCACUUCAGUGAUUUACUAUUCUCUCUCUCUCUCUCUCUCUCUCUAUUUAAUUGUAUUUUAUACGUACGUAUUUUGAUUUUCCACUGUAAUUCUACGUGUAACUUGUGUAUUUCUAAAUUUUACAUCUUUGCUAUAGAAAAAUGUGAAAUAGAUGUCAGCAAAAUUACACGUUGUAACAUGCCAAUGUAAUUGAGCCACGAUGGUAAUAAAUUUUAGCAAAAAGCAAUUUAUAACUAUACAAAGAA